Messenger RNA from Cyprinodon variegatus (sheepshead minnow), 2036 nucleotides. Its product is annotated as protein IWS1 homolog. The transcript is spliced from 12 exons. Gene Ontology annotation, cellular component: nucleus. The record is from RefSeq and is a predicted model, not a curated record. The coding region runs from base 175 to 1998 and encodes 607 amino acids. NCBI's taxonomy places the organism in Eukaryota, Metazoa, Chordata, Actinopteri, Cyprinodontiformes, Cyprinodontidae. Gene Ontology annotation, biological process: poly(A)+ mRNA export from nucleus.
ACGGUGGUUCCCCCAUUUUGCCUGUCGAGCUGCUAACGGCAGCUAGCUUCUUGUUUUUGUGCCUCUUGUAUCUUCAUUUAUGUUUGGUUUUUAUUUGUAUUUCUUGGCUGGGAGAGAAACUCUAAUAAGAAGGUACCGGUCCGCCCACUAAGGUCCGACCCGGAGGCCAGAAAGAUGGACGGGGGAGAGGAGGAAUUCAUGUCCGAUGAUGGAGGCGGCACCCCGGUUCAGGAUGAGCAUCCUCAAUCCGAUGGCGAGGACAUGAGAAGCGACGGCCAUCAGUCAGAGGACGAGGGCAGCAACGAUGAAGACGCCUCCAAUGCCAUGGAAACGGGCGGCGCAGCUAGCAGCUCAGACACAGAGGAGCGCCGCAAGGCAGACAGCGACUCUGAUGGCGAGGCCCCCAGGGGCCACAAUGACAAAAGUGACUCGGAGGCGGAGGCUCCGCGGCCGGCAGACAGCGAUGACGAGGACACUCCAGUCAAACGCAGGAUGAGCGGCUCAGAAAACGAUGAGGAGGAGUCGCCGGAGAAAAGAAGGACGAGCGGGUCGGACAAUGAGGAGUCGUCUCCGGUCAAACCCGCAGCGUCCGACAAUGAGGAGGAGGAGGACAGGUCCCCCGUUAGACGCAGAGGGAGCAGCUCAGAGGUGGAGGACGGGGAGGAAGCCACCAAAGCCGCCGCUCACAGCGACUCUGAGAACGAAGAGGAGAAACCUGCCGGGUCUCCGGACCGGCGCUCUGACAGUGACUCUGACACAGAGGCGCCCACCAGGCGCAAGGCGGCGCCCGUGGACUCAGAGGAGGAGGAAGGAGAAAGAGGAGGGAAGUGGAAGGGGGUGAUGCAGUCUGACAGCGAGGAGGAGGAAGGAGUACGAAGGAAGAACGCUGCAGCUGGAAGUGAUGAAGAGCAGCAGGAGGAAGGCAAGCAGCAGAGAGAGGACAGCGAUGAAGAGGACGAGAAACCAGUGAAGAGGAAGAAGGCCAUCCUGUCUGACAGCGAAGACGAGGACGAGGAUAAGGAAGACAAACCAGUUAAGAGGAGUCGGGCGGUGUCCGAUGAUGAGAACUCGGGUAGCGACGACGCUUCCGACGGUCCGGAUAAAAGCCUGGCAGCCAAGCUGAGGGAGCUCGGAUCAGACAGCGGGAGCGACGAGGACGACCAGGCCAAGCCCGCGACGGAAAAGGAUGAGAAGGCUCUGUUCGGCAGCGACAGCGACUCCGGAGAGGAGCAGGAGAAAAUUAUCGCCGAUAUCUUUGGAGAGUCCGGAGAUGAAGAGGAGGAGGAGUUCACGGGCUUCAACCAGGAGGAACUUGAGGCCGACAACAAGCAGCCAAAGGAGCAGCAGCAGGCGGUGGAGGAGUCGGACUCCGAUGAAGGGGUGGACCGCAGCGGGCAGGACACGAGCUUCAUGUCCGAUUUCGACAUCAUGCUGGCCAAGAGAAAAGCCAUGAAUAGUCGGAAGAGGCGACAUCGCGACGGAGGAACGUUCAUCAGCGACGCUGACGACGUUGUCAGCGCCAUGAUAACCAAGAUGAACGAGGCUGCAGAGGAGGAUCGGACUCUGAACAGCCAGAAGAAGCCGGCGCUGAAGAAGCUGACGUUGCUGCCGCAGGUCGUGAUGCACCUGAAGAAACAGGACCUGAAGGAGACCUUUAUCGACAGCGGAGUGAUGUCAGCCAUCAAAGAGUGGAUCAGCCCUCUACCGGACAAAUCGCUGCCUGCCCUGAGGAUCAGAGAGGAGCUGCUCAGGAUCCUGCAGGAGCUUCCCAACGUCAGCCAGGAAACCCUGAAGCACAGCGGGAUCGGCCGCGCCGUCAUGUUCCUCUACAAACAUCCCAAAGAAUCGCGUGCCAACAAAGACCUCGCUCUCAAGCUCAUCAAUGAGUGGUCCCGGCCGAUCUUCGGUCUGACCUCCAACUACAAGGGGAUGACGAGAGAGGAGCGGCAGCAGAGGGACCUGGACCAGCAGACGCCUCAGAAACGCCGACUGAGGUGACGGCCUCACAGGGUUCCCAGCACACCCUCCUCUUCCUC